AUGGCGUCAAACCUCGUCCGGAUCCCUUUUCCCCAGCUGAGACGCGUUGAUGGUACUCUCGACCUAGACCUUCCCAAUGACAUAGUUUCGGCGGUCCGCCCGUCCAGCCUCCAUACUGCCCUGCAGUGGCUCCGCAAGAACUACCCGCUCGACGAGGAUGCUGCGAUCCUUGCACGCAUUGAACGAGAAGAGCAGGAGGAAGAACGGAAGCUUAUCCAACGCGCCGAAGACCUUGGCCUGUACAAACCUCAAAGCGGUUCUUACGGAGCCGAGCUGGGAGAAUCGAAUAACCCCUAUGGCCGGAGUAUCCUAGAGGAGACCAGGCAGCAGAAUGAGGCCCAGAUCCUCGCCGAGGAAGAAAAGCGGCGUCAAGAAUGGCUUGAAGGUGAGCAACGGGAUCGCGAGAAGCUCCAACGCAUGGUAGAAAAGAAUACAGCGCUACAAAAGUAUGAAGAGACGGCCGCCUUGGAAGUUCGGGAGCGCGCUGAUCCUGCUCAACGUCCUUUCCUCGCCUGGAUACAGAAACACCACCUGCGAGCAACAGAGAUGGAUCUAGACGUUUCUCAGAUCUCGACCAGAAGGCGGUUACUUCCGUCUCUUGCUACCACCAUUGUUGUCCUUGGCCUCUGCUAUGUCUUUGCAGAGAACUACGAACCCCCAGCUAAAUCAGACCGGAUGUGGCCCACGGUGCCUCCGGCAGCUGCUACCGUUCUAGCUAUUAUGGGUGCUAACGUCGGCGUAUUUGCUAUGUGGCGCUUCUGGCCUCCGGCCUGGAGGAUGCUCAAUCGCUAUUUCAUUACCGUUUUCGGCGCCCCCCGUGUGUCUAGCUUGCUUGGAAAUAUUUUCAGCCAUCAGACGUUCCCCCAUCUUGGAUUCAACAUGCUGAGCUUGUGGGUUGUGGGAACUCGACUCCAUGAUGAUAUUGGCCGAGGAAAUUUCCUGGCCUUCUAUAUGGCAUCAGGUGUUUUCGCUUCUUUUUGCUCGUUGACGGUCAAUGUCCUCAAAGGAAAACUAAUGCUCAGUGCUCUUGGAGCUAGCGGAGCAAUCGCAGGCAUCGUAGGUGCUUUUUGCAACCUUCAUUCCGACGACAAACUCACCAUCCCUUUCCUUCCCGCAGAAUGGAGAGAUGUCAUAUGCGUUAGUGGAUCCACGGUUCUUGCUAUCAUUGUUAUUAUGGAGCUCGCCGACUUAGCAUUUCCAACAUUUGGGAAGCGAGUGGACCACUGGGCUCAUCUGAGCGGAUAUCUUUUUGGAACACUAUGGGCUACGGUAUACAAAAGGCAGGAAAAGGAGCGACGUACGAAAAAGUCCUGGUUUGAGCGGACAUUUCAGAAUGGUUGA
Aspergillus tanneri is the source of this 1341-nucleotide messenger RNA. RefSeq names its product rhomboid protease PCP1. The record is from RefSeq and is a predicted model, not a curated record. The transcript is spliced from 6 exons. The coding region runs from base 1 to 1341 and encodes 446 amino acids. Gene Ontology annotation, molecular function: serine-type endopeptidase activity. NCBI's taxonomy places the organism in Eukaryota, Fungi, Ascomycota, Eurotiomycetes, Eurotiales, Aspergillaceae. Gene Ontology annotation, cellular component: membrane.